Purpureocillium takamizusanense is the source of this 686-nucleotide messenger RNA. RefSeq lists its product as uncharacterized. Gene Ontology annotation, cellular component: nucleolus. The transcript is spliced from 2 exons. The record is from RefSeq and is a predicted model, not a curated record. Lineage: Eukaryota; Fungi; Ascomycota; Sordariomycetes; Hypocreales; Ophiocordycipitaceae. Bases 199 to 672 code for a protein of 157 amino acids.
CCUCCCUCAUUGGCCAGGUCCGCGUCCAAGCCGGCCCAACUGCCGUGCAAAAGCUUAGGUAACCGCCCAGGGCACCUCCCCAGCGCUAUCCAGCACGGCAACCCCCGCUAUAACCGCCUGCCACUACAGCGACCGUGCCUCACAUGCCACCCAGGUCGUCGUUCGCGGUGACAUCGCUAAAGGCCAGCAAACAGCAACAUGCCCUCGGACGAUUACGCCGUCAUCGGAGGCGGCGGUGCCCUGCGCAUAAAGGGCGCCAAGGUACAAAAGAAGAAGAAGAAGAAGGACAAGUCCGACCUGGAGAAGAACCUCGCGGGCGCAGGCGGCGAAGACGGCGACAAGGCCGCGCUCGUGAAGAGCAGCAGCAAGGCCGAGAAGACGCACAAGGACAAACGUCGCGACGACGACGACGACGACAAGCACGAGCGCCAACAGGAAAAGGACGGUCGCAGCGAGGAGGAGGAGGAGGAGGAGGAUGUGCCCGCGCCGCAAAAGACGGAGGCUGAGCGGCGGUACGAAGAGGUCAAGAAGAAGAGGCUACUCGAAAUGACGCGAGCCUCAGGCGCACGACCGGAGCUUCUGAAAACGCACAAGGAGCGCGUCGAGGAGCUCAACACGUACCUAUCCAAACUUAGUGAGCAUCACGACAUGCCCAAGAUUGGACCCGGCUAGAUGUUCUCCUUGCC